This is a messenger RNA of Saccostrea echinata, 2274 nucleotides long. RefSeq names its product VPS9 domain-containing protein 1-like. Gene Ontology annotation, molecular function: guanyl-nucleotide exchange factor activity; small GTPase binding. Gene Ontology annotation, cellular component: endocytic vesicle; cytosol. Bases 36 to 2156 code for a protein of 706 amino acids. NCBI's taxonomy places the organism in Eukaryota, Metazoa, Mollusca, Bivalvia, Ostreida, Ostreidae. The record is from RefSeq and is a predicted model, not a curated record. The transcript has 14 exons. Gene Ontology annotation, biological process: vesicle-mediated transport.
GUAGCAGACAGCUGAGACUGAAUCAGCCAGGCACGAUGGAUACCAUGUUAGCUGCUGUAAUGAAAAACAUUGCUGAUGCACUUCAGUUUGAUUACAAUAACAAACUAGAGGAUGCUUAUGUGAAAUAUGCAGAAUGUGUUCUCCAAAUCAUGACAACUCUUCUCAAAGAUGUAAAAGCCAGAGAUAACAAAGUAUAUAUAAGUACAGAAGUUGUGAAGUUUGUCAAACUUGGAAGUCAGUGUAUUGAACGGAUUGCAAUUGUUGUUAACAGUCUUUCCAGAACAUCUCCAAUGCCUGACCAGAAACUUCACACUGAGAUGACAGCCAGCUCACAUCCGAGUACAGCCACACUAGACAGGGAACCUCACACACCAGGAUUUAGAUUUUCUGCUCCUGUACCCCCAAUACCAGAAGCUAUGGACAGACCAACCUACCAGAGGACCAGAUCACUGGGACCAAUGGAGAUGGCUUACAGACAGAACCAACAAUUGAUGAGAGCUUACAAAGCCAGACAGGCCAAACUCAAUGCCAGGAAUGCCUUCAACCUGAGUCUGACAUUGCAGAGAAAGAUGGCAGAAAAUCUAGCAAUUGCUAAACUUCAGGAAGAAGCUCUUGCCAAGAAGAUGCAAGAAAGACAGAAGAGGUUGGAUGAACUUGCAAAUCAAAAAUUUGGAUUUUCAGACAAGGAAACCAAAGAAAUUUACAAACAAGUCAUGAUCUAUGAGCAAGAUGCUAAAUGGUUACAUAACAUGCGCAAGGAACUUGAAGAAAAUCCAACAGAUCAGUCUGUAAUUAGUAAAGUAAUGAAUUUAGUCCUCAGCUGCAAAGAUCACCCUAUUACUGAAAAAUUGAAAGCCUACCAAUUCAAAAUAUAUGAGAGAAUCUACCCUUUGGUGUCUGAUAAACUUGAAGGAUUAAAACGUAUAACUGUUCCUUUAGACAAGAGUUUAUGGCCUUCAAAGCCAGAGGUCAAGGACACAUUGCAAAAAGACAAAAACAAUAAAGAUUCAGGAGACAAUUUUGAGGAGAAAGUGAGAAGUCACAGUUUAGAGGAGACAACUCUGAGGAAAGAUUCCAGUGCAACAUCCUUAAGUGAAGGGGAAGAUGAAUCUAAAAAAGAGAUGAAAACAAUGGAAGAAAUCAGUGAAGAUGUUAAGGAGGAUCUUGAAAAAGCCAUGGACAUGGGUGAUAAACUACAGCACAAACUGGAGGAAGAUAGAGAGAAAACUAUGAAGAUGGCCAAGAGGAUUUCUCUGGAUGUUGAGACAUACCAAGCUGAAAACAUGGAUGAUUUGUUUGACGAUGAAGAGGAGGAGGGAGAAGAUGGAGAACAUCAUCCAGAAGAGGAGAGAAGUAUUGAAAGCCAGGACAGAUCAGAUACAAAAGAGAAGAUCAGUUCUGGAGAUGUGAAAGAAGAGAGUUUUAUUAAGGACAGAAGUGACUCAGCUCAAUCACUGGAAGUUCCUGAAGAAAUAGAGAGACUGAGGGUUGAGGCACACAAGAGACACCUUAAGGGAAUAUCUGAGGAUGUUCACCGCUAUUUUGAUAAGCUACAGGAGAUGUUUAUAUGUGUGUAUGAGCAACUGAGCUCUCCCGAGGGCAGAGAUUACUGUUAUUCCAAGCUGGAAGAGCCUUUCUUUAAACCUAUCUGGCAGUAUUUGCUUGCAUUGUACAGGUAUGCUAACAAGUCCUCUGAGCUGCAGGUUGCACAUGUUAUGACAGUUCAUAUGAACUCCUUACCUGAAGCUCUUGGGGUGAAAAAGAAAUUGCAGUUGCAGUCACAUGACCAAGAUCUGACCUACAUUCCAUACAAGCCAGCAAUUGAAGAGCUCCAAACCAUUUCUUCACAAGUUACUUUACUUGGGAAAUUAGAGUGUUUGGUGAAAUCGUCUCGCCUGAUAUGUAGAUGUGUAGAGGAGUACUACAGUAAUGCAGAUAAAAGCCCCAGCAUUGGGGCUGAUGACUUGCUGCCCAUCCUGGGCUAUGUGAUCAUCAGGAUGGGCAAUCCCCAGAUUGUUUCGGAGUGCAGCAUUCUCGAGGAGUUCAUUCAUGAGGGGUACAUCAUGGGAGAGGAGGGAUACUGCUUGACCUCAGUACAAACUGCCUUACAGUAUCUGAAAUCUCUAAGUGUUAAACUGCUCACUUCUGAUGAAUAGUGCCAUAUACCUUAUACAACGAAAAUUUCCCACCAAGUGUUAAAUAUAUCUAAGUUAUCUCCCUUUCAAAUGGUGAUAUAUAUGUACACUGUAGUUGUUGGAUGACACUGAUUUUUUU